Messenger RNA from Calliphora vicina (urban bluebottle blowfly), 4535 nucleotides. RefSeq names its product Lk6 kinase (gene Lk6). The transcript has 6 exons. NCBI's taxonomy places the organism in Eukaryota, Metazoa, Arthropoda, Insecta, Diptera, Calliphoridae. Gene Ontology annotation, molecular function: calcium/calmodulin-dependent protein kinase activity; ATP binding; calmodulin binding. The record is from RefSeq and is a predicted model, not a curated record. The coding region runs from base 220 to 3981 and encodes 1253 amino acids. Gene Ontology annotation, biological process: intracellular signal transduction; protein autophosphorylation; peptidyl-serine phosphorylation. Gene Ontology annotation, cellular component: nucleus; cytoplasm.
GCAAAAGCCGCAAGAAUUUAUAAUAAAAAAAGGAAAAGAAAAAAUAAUAAAACCACCACCUUUUUUGCCAACCCAAACCAACUACGCAUUUCAGCAAGUGUUGAAAAAUUUCAAGGAAAUUUUUAAUAUUUUAUUAAAUCAAAAUUAAUAAAAUAUUACUUUAUUUAUUGAUUGUUUCAUACAAAAGGAGUUGUAAAUAAUAAACCCAACUUUAACAAAAUGAUUGGUGGCCAUAAUGAACUUACCCGCUAUAGCAGCGAAGAUGUAUCGGGCAAUGAAUCUAGUGAGGCUUUAAAAAUGACCGAAACCGAGCGUCAGGCCAAUUUCAAUCGCCAUAAGGAGGAGAUGCAAAAGAAAAGACGUAAAAAGAAGCGUACCUCUUCAUCUCUACACUCGUCUACAUUUCAAGAGUUAUAUAAACUUACUGGCGAGAUAUUGGGCGAAGGCGCCUAUGCUUCGGUGCAGACAUGCGUUAAUAUCUACACCGAUUUAGAGUAUGCCGUCAAGGUGAUUGACAAAAUUCCCGGUCAUGCGCGUGCACGUGUUUUUCGCGAAGUCGAAACAUUCCAUCAUUGCCAGGGUCAUCCUGGUAUUUUGCAAUUGAUUGAAUUUUUCGAAGAUGAUGAAAAGUUUUAUUUAGUUUUUGAGAAAAUCAACGGCGGUCCUCUGUUGACUCGCAUUCAGGAGCAUAUUUGUUUUUCGGAACAUGAGGCUGCCCAGAUUAUUAAGGAGAUCGCAUCUGGUUUGGAUUUCCUGCAUAAGAAGGGCAUAGCUCAUCGUGAUCUCAAGCCUGAGAAUAUUUUAUGCGUUUACCCCGAUAAAUUGUGUCCCAUUAAGAUAUGUGAUUUUGAUUUGGGCUCUGGCAUCAAGUUCACCACGGAUAUUUCGUCGCCGGCGGCCACGCCACAGCUAUUAACACCAGUUGGCAGUGCCGAAUUCAUGGCCCCCGAGGUGGUCGAUCUAUUUGUCGGCGAAGCCAAUUACUAUGACAAACGUUGUGAUUUAUGGUCCUUGGGUGUUAUAGCCUAUAUAUUGUUGUGCGGUUAUCCACCAUUUUCGGGUAAUUGUGAACAAGAUUGUGGCUGGAAUCGUGGUGAAAAUUGUCGCACUUGUCAAGAGCUGUUAUUUGAGUCUAUACAAGAAGGACAUUUUUGUUUCCCGGAGCCUGAAUGGGAUGAUAUCAGCAAAGAGGCCAAGGAUUUGAUAAGCGGCCUAUUGAUUAAGGAGGCACCCAAGCGUUUAAGUGCUGCGGCGGUAUUAAAACAUCCCUGGAUAAAAGUAUCCGAAAAUGAACCUUUAGAUAGUAAGAGAAUGGAAAAUAGACGUAAAGCUUUAAGGACACCAGGAAAUAUAAGACGCAAUCAAUCGGCACGUGAAAUUUCACAAUUUGCCGAAUCUGCUAUGGCUGUGAAGCGUGUUAUAUUACAACAUUUCUCCAUGCGCUACGACUAUAUGAAAGAACGUCCCAACAUUUAUCAACCUUCACAAAAUGGCGUUGAACAAAAUCCCGAUUUUUCCACAUUUAAGAAAAAUCGUUCUACAAAUUCCAAAUCUUAUAUGGCGGGCGGCCCUGCUAGCCGCAAUCGUUCGACUUAUGGACGUGCCGGUACUUUAAGUUCCCGACAAUCAAUUAAUAAAUAUGCCAGCACUAAUGGUGGUGGUGUUAAUGUAGGAUCAGGAGCAGCCGGAGCAGGUGGAGGUGUAGCUGUAACAGGCGGCCCUGGUGGCGCCUCACGCAACGGCUCUUCGGUUUUUAAUACUUCAGCAGCAUCACGUUCUGGUGGCUUUUGCAUUUUAAAUGUCCACGAUGAAGACGAAGAUGAUGAUGUAUUGGAAAAUUUCGGACGUUUAGAGACGAAUGAUGAAAAUGAUGAUGUGGCAGAGCCUAACAAUGAUUGGCGUUCGUAUUAUACUGGCGACGAAGAGGAUGAGAAUAAUUAUCGUACCAAUUGGCGUGAUCUAGAUGAUUAUGAUUACGAUAAUGAAGGUGAUGAAGAUGAUAUUGAUGAGGAGGAGGAAGACACCUAUAAUCAGCAAAACUCUUCAUUUGUGGCACCAGAACCCGAAUGUAAUUUGGUUGAGGGUCCUGGUGUUUACAAAAGCUCUUGGAUAACAGACUCUGAUGAUGAAUAUAAUCCAGAUUAUGAUGAAAAUGAAAAAUAUAAUAAUCAUAACUAUAAUGAAGAUGAGGAGGAUGAAGAGGAGGAAGAGCAAGUGCAUGAAGAUGAUGAUGAAGUAGAUUUUGCUAAUAAAGAUCAUAAGCAAGGUGUUGAUAAUGAUCUUAAGGUUGAUGUAGAAAACACUAAUGAUGAUGAUGAUGAAGAAGAUGAUGAGGUGUUUGAAAAGAAGCAAGAGUUUGUUAAGGAAAACUCUAUUAAUAAGAAUAUCGAAAUAUUGGAAAGUAUUAGUGAUUUAAAGGCAAUGCUACCUGAUGUAAAUGAUGAGACUGGCAAUAAUCAUAAAAUUGAUCAAAUCAAUAAACAUGAUGAUAAUCUUAAUGAUAAUGAAGAGAAUGAUGAUGAAAAUGAAGAAAAUUUUAAGCCACUUAAGGCUAACAAACCCCAAAAUGAGGAGCAGAAGGAGAAUAAUAAAAAUUUAGAAGCUUUUAAGGAGCAAAACGAUGCCGUACCACUUAAUGUACCUAUCAUUAAUGUAAUUAAAUGCCCACCACAAGAAAUUAAUUCUAAUUCUAAUGAAAAUGUUAAAGUUGAUGAUGAUGAUAAAGAUGAAGAGAAAGAAUGUAAAAUAUACAAAGCUCCUACACAGGCUUCUAUUUUAAAGACUCCCACUAAACAGCAGGAGCAACAGCAAACCCAACAAAAGCCUUUAAGCCAGCAAAGGAAAUCUCCCGUUUCCCAGCCACGCACGGUUUAUUUCGCUACUGAUGAUAAUGAGUUGGAGGAGGACUAUGAUGAUGAUGAAGAGGAGGAGGAGGAGGAAGAGGAUGAUGAUGUGGAUGAGGAAGUUUUCAAAAAGCCUUUUCUUUACAACAACUAUUCACAACGACAAAGGCAAUAUUCGAAAUAUCAACAGCAGCAACAGCAGGAUAUACACAAGCGUUAUAUUUCCAAUAAUUUGAAACAACAGCAGCAGAAGCAGCAACAGCAGCAGCAACAACACCAGCAGCAGCAACCCAUAGAAAAUUGGCGUCAACGCAACCAACAACAACAAAUGGAACAGCAGCAGCAGCAGCAUGUCAACUCUAAUAAUUUGAAAAAUUUCAAAAACCUAGACAAUCAAUCAUAUCGUAAAUAUCGUCCCAACAAUGGAGCCAACUACUAUGGCAAUCAGCAUCGCAACUAUUUGGGCAGUUUCUCGCACAGUGGCACUCAUCCACAAGAGCUGGAGGAGCAAGAACAACAGCCCAACCAACAACCCCAAACACGUUCCAAACCCUAUAUGUUGCCCAACUAUUAUCAUCAACAAAACACUCACACUAAUAAUAAUAAUAGUAAUAAUAAUCGCCAUAACAGUGCCGGCAGCAGCGGUGGCUCUCCACCCUCAGACACUGAACAACACUCUUUCAAGAACUCUUCACCCAACGGCAACAAUGAGAUACGCAAUUGGCGCCAGGAUUGCAUCUAUUCUUCGGUGCGCAAUUGCAAUAUGCAGCGCAAUUCGCCCACCCAGCAAAUGUAUCAGCAGCGCAAAUGCUAUUCCCAACAGCCCCAAAUGCAGCCAACCUAUCGUGUCAAUCCCCAACGCAUUGGCUCGGGUCGCUUCCCCUAUAAUAAUCUUAAUAAUAUGGAUUAUAAUUCAACACCCCUAAGCAUUGGUCUCUCACCGCCCAGUGAAAGUUUGUUGCUACAAAGACGCUUGCAGCGCAUUAACAAUAACCCGGUUAAUGGUCUCUCCAAUUCACCACCCUCUCCUCCACCACACACUCACCACUAUCAUCAGCAAUUGCAACGCAAUGGCAACGAUUUAUUAAUCAAUAAUUCCAAUGAAUAUUGCCAACAACAGGCAACCGCCAGUGGCUAAGACAACACAACAUCAGGAUUAUUAAUAAAACAACCAACACUUUUCCCUAAGACCCCCUUUCCCCUCCUAAGAUCUUAAGAAAUUAUAGAUUUUUCUCUUUAAAAAAAUCUAAAAAACUAUUUUCCCCCUAAUUUCUACCCAUAAUUUUUUAUAUCUACCCCCCUCAAUGAAAUGUUUUUCUUUCUUCUUUAAAAUUUUUUUAUUUGAAAAUUUUAAUUUAUCUCUCUCUCUUUAAUUAAUUAAUUAUCCACAACAUCAACCAACCAACAACAACUAUAUAUUUAAAAAAAGGAGUUUUUAUAAAAAGCUUUAUGUGAAAAGCUUUUGUUAAAUAUCUAUAAGAAAAAAAAAGUUUAAAAAAGCUCUUGUUUUAAAAAGCUUUAAAUUGAAAUAAUGUUUCUAUUGUUUAGAAAGAAAACAAAAACAAAUUCUAUAUACUACAUAUAUAUAUAUUUACAAUACAUAUAUUUUGUCGAAUAAAAAUGUUACGAAAAAAAAAAUAAUGAUAACCAAAAAAAUGCAAAAAAAACCAACAAGAAAACCGAACAAAACAA